Molecule: messenger RNA, 1749 nt
Organism: Panicum hallii
Lineage: Eukaryota; Viridiplantae; Streptophyta; Magnoliopsida; Poales; Poaceae
Product: premnaspirodiene oxygenase-like
Exons: 2
Coding region: 55-1605 (516 amino acids)
Molecular function (GO): heme binding; monooxygenase activity; iron ion binding
Source: RefSeq, a predicted model, not a curated record
UGAAUCCUCCCAUGUAUUGGGCCACGUACACUAGCUGCAGCCAAAUCGUUCAUUAUGGAUCAAGACGGUGUGUACUACUAUCCGCUGAUAAUGGUUCUACUUUUUCCCCUUAUAUACUUGGUAAAAUUCUGCAAACCUUCCCUUUUCUCUCGUCGCCGAGGUCUUCGGCUCCCUCCAGGCCCAUGGCAGAUCCCUAUCAUUGGAAGUCUUCACCACCUCCGUGGCUCACUUCCACACCGUGCCUUGCGUGACUUGUCUCUUCGCUAUGGCCCUCUCAUGUUCCUCAAGUUUGGCCAAGUCCCGGUCGUCGUGGCAUCCACACCAGAGGCUGCAAAGGAGAUUAUGAGGACUCGUGACGCCGUAUUCGCGUCAAGGCCACUGAGCUUCACAAAGAAGAUCAUCCUAAAAGAUGGCCCAGGGAUUGCGUGGGCUCCCUAUGGCGACCACUGGCGGCAGCUUCGCAAGGUCUGCAUUAUGGAGCUCCUGAGCGCCAAGCGCGUUCAUUCUUUCCGGCCCGUUCGAGAGGAAGAGGCAAUCCGACUGGUGCAGUCCAUCAUCAUCUCGUCCAAGAAAACAUCAUCAUCAGUCGUAGUCAACCUCAGUAAGCUGAUUGCCAUGUUCGUCGCCGAUGCUUCCGUGCAUGCCAUCAUGGGCAACGCCAACGGCCGGUUCCAGCAUCGGGACACCUUGCUGCAGUAUGUGGACGAGGGUGUCCGUUUGGCAGGCGGCUUAACGCCGGUCGACUUGUUUCCGUCGUCCUGGUUUGUGCGGCUUUUGACCCGAGCACCGCAAGAGGCAGAGGACUUCCGCCAGUCUUUGUCCACCUUCAUGGAUGGUGUCAUACGUGGGCACCAAGGGAGAAGGUCUCACGGAGAUCAGAAAGAUCAGCCUGAAGAUUUGAUCGACGUUCUCCUCAGAAUCCAACGGGAAGGCAGCCUUCAGUUCCCUCUCAGCAUGAGCAUAAUCAAAGCAGUAAUUUUUGAUAUUUUUGGAGGGGGAGUUGAGACAGCAACCACAACCCUUCAAUGGGCCAUGGCUGAACUGAUAAGGAAUCCUGCUGUCAUGUGUAAGGCGCAGGCCGAGGUCAGGAGAGUCUUCAAGGAGCAAAACAAGGUAACAGAAGAACGAUUGAGCGAGCUAGCUUACCUGCAUUUGGUCAUCAAGGAGACCUUACGAUUGCAUACUCCUGGACCGUUACUGAUGCCAAGGGAGUGUCAAGAACAGUGCAAGAUACUUGGUUAUGAUGUGCCUAAAGGUGCUAAAGUUCUUGUGAAUGCAUGGGCCAUAUCCAGGAAUCCAGAUUAUUGGAGUGAGCCGGACACAUUUGAUCCAGAAAGGUUUAUAGCUGGAGACACAAGAGAUUUCAAAGGUAAUGACUUCGACUUCAUACCAUUUGGUGCUGGCAGACGGAUUUGCCCUGGGAUGACGUUUGGACUUGCUAAUAUUGAGCUUGGUCUGGCGAACCUAUUGUUCUAUUUUGAUUGGAGCCUCCCAGAGGGUGUCAUUCCGAGUGAACUCAACAUGACCGAGACUAUGGGAAUAACUGCUCGAAGGAGAGAUGAUCUCUUGUUAUCUGCUACUCUGCGUGUCCCACUGCCGAGUUGAAUUGUUAUUUCCAUCAAUAUUUCCUUCUGACUUCUAAGAAUAAUUGAUGAGUUACCAUCUGGGAAACAAUGUAAUGUGUACACUGAACCAAUUACCAAAAGUUUCCCACUUGCACCUGCUGUUGGAUGUGUCAUAUAAUUUGAA